This is a messenger RNA of Seminavis robusta, 211 nucleotides long. NCBI's taxonomy places the organism in Eukaryota, Bacillariophyta, Bacillariophyceae, Naviculales, Naviculaceae. The record is from the annotation of a GenBank genome assembly.
AUGAGUGCUAGCCGUAGUAGUGAUUGUGAGAAGACUGGCGGCAAUGCCAAGGACGUGGACGCCAACGCCGUGGAUUCUGAGGCCACGGGUAACAUGGCGGGGUCGUUAGAAUCGUUGCAAACGCCGGUAGAGGGCACGUUGACGAGUGCAUCUGUUGUAGAGAAACAGACUCCAUGCAACAACGAUCAUAUUAAGGAAGAAGGCAAGGCAA